CCAGUAACACUUGGUACAGGUCGCUGGUCGCCAGACACCGUUCACGUCCACAACAAUCGGUGCACUGCAGGAAAUUUAAGUCUUGAUUAAAAGUUGUCUUCAUGAUUUGUGGCGUGUUAUACACAACCAAGACAUCGACGCUCGUCAUAAAUAUAAUAUUGCUGGCAUUAGUUGUCAUCUCGUGGACGUACACAAUAAUAGCUGGAGUGGCCAUUGCUCGCCGACAACUUCGGGUCAUCGAGUCAUUUGCUGAUCAACAGACUUGAAAAUGGGAAAAGGAAAAGAUAAGAAUUUAGGUAGUCCAAAGAGAAGUGUUGACAGCCCCAAAUCCCCCAAAAUGAGAGGCAUUGACUCAUCUCCUUCUUUUCGGAGGGAACAAUUAAUAAGAAGUGAGCCACUACCACCAAUCAGUGUCACACCAUACCCUUUGUCAACAUCUACAGAGAUGGCGAUGGCCAUGAGUUCAGAGGCACAAGCAUUACAGGAAAGGGUGAAGGUGCUGUCAGAUUUGGUCCAUGAGUUGCAGAAAGCUAGGGAUGACAAUAUUCCUCAUAUGAAUUCCAUUAAUGCACUAGGAGACAAAAUUGUCAUAGAAGAAAAAUUGACUGUCUCAAACCGGACAAAGCUCAAAAUGAUGUAUGAAAAAGGUGUGAGUGAUGCUGAGAAAGAGGUGUCGCUAGUAAAGAAGGCACUCAACACUGUGUAUCAAAUUCGUAACAUCCGUCAUGAUCUUCGCAUACAGGCUAAGAAUUCUGGAAACAAAGAAACUAUCCGUCGUGGUGCCCUGAUGAAAAUGUUGCUGAACUGUGCUCAGACAUUGCCUCUAUGGAUUGGUAAUGCAGGGGAUAAGCCACCUCCCUUAUGUGGGGCUGUUCCUCCAGAACAGAAUUAUGUUGCAAAGGUGAAUGACAUGGUGGCAUGUCUUGUAAGAGGUAGUGAGGGGGAAGAUAAUUGGAUCUUGGCAGAAGUUGUGAGCUACAACACUACCACAAACAAGUAUGAGGUAGAUGACAUUGAUGAAGAACAAAAAGAACGUCACACCCUCAGCCGCCGUCGAGUUUAUCCUCUUCCGUUGAUGAGAGCCAACCCAGAAGUAAACCCUGAAGCUUUGUACCCUAAAGGUUCUAUAGUUAUGGCCCUGUAUCCCCAAACUACAUGUUUCUACAAGGCAGUAAUCAAUCGGCUGCCGACAUUAGCAACUGAAGAAUACGAAGUUUUGUUUGAGGACCCUACAUACGCUGAUGGCUACUCUCCACCACUAAUGGUUGCUCAGAGAUACGUUAUACAGAUUAAGGAAGUCAGCAAAAAGAAAUAAUUUUAGAAGUAAAUAAAAUAUUUGCCAAUAAUCCUGCUUCUCUCGUCCAGCAUUAGAGAAGGAAAUAAGUCAUAUUUAAGUGAUACUAUAUAGUACAGUAUAGCACUUUUUUAAUUAACAUACGUUUACUGACUGUGAGAAGACUGAAUUACAGUAUGCUGUUUAUAGGAAACAAUAUAAUUAUUACUUAAGUAUUUAUAUGAUAUAAAAUGUUCAGGGAAUAGAACUUUAAAGCAUCUAAAACAAAUAAAUAUUACAUUUAAAAA
Molecule: messenger RNA, 1581 nt
Organism: Procambarus clarkii (red swamp crayfish)
Lineage: Eukaryota; Metazoa; Arthropoda; Malacostraca; Decapoda; Cambaridae
Gene: Sgf29
Product: SAGA-associated factor 29
Cellular component (GO): SAGA complex
Source: RefSeq, a predicted model, not a curated record